This is a messenger RNA of Colletotrichum truncatum, 918 nucleotides long. RefSeq names its product dienelactone hydrolase family protein. Gene Ontology annotation, molecular function: hydrolase activity. NCBI's taxonomy places the organism in Eukaryota, Fungi, Ascomycota, Sordariomycetes, Glomerellales, Glomerellaceae. The record is from RefSeq and is a predicted model, not a curated record.
AUGGCAUCGUCGCAAUCACCCCGCUUCUGCGCCGACUGUUUCAAGGGAACCCUCCGCGGCGACGUCGUGCCGCAGGGGAAUGAGGAGACGAUAAACGGCCUUCCGACAUAUGUCGCGCGCCCGGACGCCGGCCGCGAGCCAGCGGGAGUCGUCGUCAUCCUGCCGGACGCUUUGGGAUGGACGCUGCGGAAUACGCGAGGUUUGGCCGAUGCAUACGCCAAGCGGAUCCCGGCCGUGGUGUUGGUCCCCGAGUUUAUGAACGGCAACGCACUACCCGACUCCAUCCUCACCCUCAGCGACCGCAUCGGCGUUGAGAAGUCGUGGUGGUACAAGAUUUUCUAUCUUUUCCCUGUUGCCGCCUUCACUCUGCUUCGAUAUGUCAUCCCGCUCUUUGUAGGCACGCGGUCCAGCGUCGUUGUGCCGCGCAUCGCAAACUACCUGCGCGCUCUUCGCGUUAACCCUCCAAGCCCUCUCCCCCCACCGUCUACAUCGGACUCUUCCUCUGCGGACGUGAAAGAGCUCAAGAUCGGCGUUGCAGGGUUCUGUUGGGGCGGGAAGUACACCGUUCUGCUGACACAGGGUGCGGGUGGUCCGUUUGGCGAACAGUUGGUGGAUGUAGGGUUCACCGCGCACCCGAGUAUGGUGAACGUUCCUUCGGACUUUGAGAAGGUUGUUUUACCGCUGAGCGUUGCAAACGGGGAUAACGACUCCAUGAUGGGCAGGGCACGUAUGGUGCAGACGAAGGAGGUUUUGGGCGCGAAGGAGAACUGUGAGGUUGUCGAGUAUCCCGGUGCCGUUCACGGGUUUGCGGUCCGUGGAGACCCGAAAGAUGAGAGGCAGGGGGAGUUUGGGAUGCGUGCAGAGGAUCAAGCUGUUGGUUGGUUUAGGAGGUGGUUUGGUCAGGGUGCUGUGGCGUAA